GGAGAUAUCUUCCGACACCGAAGAAUCCAACAGUCAUGCCUGAACCCACCGCCAAAGCGCCCAAGAAGGGCUCCAAGAAAGCCGUCUCUAAGACCGUCAGCAAGACCGGCAAGAAGAGGAGAAAGUCCAGGAAGGAGAGCUACGCCAUCUACGUGUACAAGGUGAUGAAGCAGGUCCACCCCGAUACCGGCAUCUCCUCCAAGGCCAUGGGCAUCAUGAACUGCUUCGUGAGCGACAUCUUUGAGCGCAUCGCCGGUGAGGCCUCUCGUCUGGCUCACUACAACAAGCGCUCCACCAUCACUUCCAGGGAGAUCCAGACCGCUGUCCGCCUGCUGCUGCCCGGCGAGCUGGCGAAGCACGCGGUGUCUGAGGGAACCAAGGCCGUGACCAAGUACACCAGCUCCAAGUAAACCUGCUGGAGACCAACACCACAACGGCUCUUUUAAGAGCCACACACUUCUUCUAAAGGUUAAUUCCUGAUGCUGCCAAAAUAUAAUGUUAUUAAACCACUACAUACUAAA
Cyclopterus lumpus (lumpfish) is the source of this 521-nucleotide messenger RNA. Its product is annotated as histone H2B. Gene Ontology annotation, molecular function: DNA binding; structural constituent of chromatin; protein heterodimerization activity. The coding region runs from base 36 to 410 and encodes 124 amino acids. NCBI's taxonomy places the organism in Eukaryota, Metazoa, Chordata, Actinopteri, Perciformes, Cyclopteridae. The record is from RefSeq and is a predicted model, not a curated record. The transcript has a single exon. Gene Ontology annotation, cellular component: nucleosome.